Messenger RNA from Paraphaeosphaeria sporulosa, 700 nucleotides. RefSeq lists its product as uncharacterized. NCBI's taxonomy places the organism in Eukaryota, Fungi, Ascomycota, Dothideomycetes, Pleosporales, Didymosphaeriaceae. The record is from RefSeq and is a predicted model, not a curated record. The transcript has a single exon. The coding region runs from base 111 to 494 and encodes 127 amino acids.
AGCCUCUCUCAUCAGCCUACUCAGCUGAGCUUACAACCCACCUCUAAAAGAGCCAAGGCCUGCUCCCAAUCAAGAAAGGCGACUUCUUCCCCCUUUUCUGGAAAGCGUGGAUGAGCUCCUUUAAGGAGGAGACGAUACUCAAGUCUUUUAAAGCGACUGGUAUAUCACCAUUCGAUCCAGAGGUUAUACUCCAAAGGUUCAACGACACCACCCUAGACGAGCAGGUAUCGCGAGAGAGCUCUACGUCAGCACUUAGCGGAUCUGACUGGCGUAAACUGGAUCGCCUUGUGCGAUCUGCAGUAGAGGACCAGAGCAGUAAGGACGCGCAGAAGCUCAGCCGCUCACUCCACCACAUCUCCGUUCAAAACGAGCUCCUUCGCCAUGAAAUCAACGGGCUAAAGGAGGCGCUAUUAGUUAAGAAGAGGCAUAAGAAGAAGGGCAAGCCUCUUGACCUUCAGCAACGUCAAGAAUACCAUGGAGGUGCAGUUUUCUAGUCACCAAGGAAGGUUAGGGAGGCGCGUGUACGUCAGUCUGUGAAGGAGCAAGAGGAGAAGGAGCGGAGACUUCAAAAAGCCGAGACAGCUAAGUUAAGGAAGGCAGCUAAGCUGUAUAAGGAGAAAAUUGUAGAGGAGAAGCGUGUGGCGCGGGAGGCAGCUAAAGUAGCUAGGGAGAAGGAGAGGGCUGAGAAGGCAGCAGAGCG